AGAGUUUCUAUGUCGACGACUAUUUAACAUCAAUUGAUAAUGUGCAGGAUGCAAUCGAGCUUGCAAAAACCCUUGGUUUACUACUCAGAAAAGGUGGGUUCAGACUUACUAAGUGGAUAAGUAACUGUUUACAGGUUCUCGAAUCAAUUAAUCCAGAAGAGAGAGCAGAAGCCGUAAAAGAGAUUGACUUUGAGAGACUUCCUACGGAACGCACAUUGGGAUUAUUUUGGAAUACUAUGGUUGAUGCGUUUGAAUUUAAAGUUCGCAUACCGAAAUGCCCUCUCACUAGGCGAGGUAUAUUGUCGAGUGUAGCUUCAUUAUACGACCCCUUGGGAUUGUUAGCACCAUUCACACUUCCUAUGAAGCAGUUACUUCAGCGUUUGAGUAAAUUGGGACUAGGAUGGGACGAAGAGAUUCCAAGUGAGGAAGGCAAACGCUGGUUACAGAUUUUAAGUGGAUUUCAGAGGGUUGAGAACGUUAGUUUUCCACGCUGUGUAUUAUUCCCACAGUCAGAUCGCUCGCUCCUGGAACUUCAUAUUUUCUGUGACGCCUCGGAAGUUGGAUAUGGGGCAGUG
This is a messenger RNA of Schistosoma turkestanicum, 575 nucleotides long. The record is from the annotation of a GenBank genome assembly. NCBI's taxonomy places the organism in Eukaryota, Metazoa, Platyhelminthes, Trematoda, Strigeidida, Schistosomatidae.